CGCCAUCCUACUCCCUUGAUAACUCAUUGAUAGCAUAUAAACUACGCCAAGAAGCAUUCGUAGACAAAUUAGUCCGAUUUUUAGUUUUCGUUGCUCGAUUACAAGGAAUGAGUUUUUGAUUUUCUCUUGUAAAAGUAGAAGCUCCGUAGUAAAUUCUCACAAUGGAAAGCAAACAGGUUGCCGCCUGGUUCGGUGUGUGUUUAGUAUGCAUUUUGGUCGCGAAAGGAAUCGAUGCAUUUGAAAUUGUACGUAGAAGCGCCGCUCCUGAGAGGGAUUCCGACGAUUAUCCCGACUACCAGUUGGGAGUUAGAUACGACGAAUAUCCUAUGAUCGUGCCGAAGAAGAGGGCCGCACUUUUACUCGACCGGCUCAUGGUUGCGCUACAGAAAGCGAUCGAGGAGGAAGAGGAGCCCGAUAAUCUGCUGGUCCAGGUUCCCCCGCGAAGCACACUUAGACCGGAUGAUGUUAGAUCGAUGGAUUUGCAAAGACGAGGUCACCAGGGCGGCUUGUCGGGCCAACAAAAGGGUCGAGUCUACUGGCGAUGCUACUUCAACGCCGUAACGUGCUUCAAGUAAAUUCCAAUACGACUGCUCGUGGUUGAACACGCCAAAAACAAACGUUAAUUCUUAAGGCUUUUUAAUUGUAAAUGUAACAUUCAUUUUACUGUAUUUUGAAUAACGUGUAACAAAUAAAUGGUGUAUAUUUCUUUCUA
Photinus pyralis (common eastern firefly) is the source of this 712-nucleotide messenger RNA. RefSeq lists its product as uncharacterized. The record is from RefSeq and is a predicted model, not a curated record. NCBI's taxonomy places the organism in Eukaryota, Metazoa, Arthropoda, Insecta, Coleoptera, Lampyridae. The transcript has 3 exons. The coding region runs from base 162 to 575 and encodes 137 amino acids.